This is a messenger RNA of Gossypium arboreum, 990 nucleotides long. RefSeq names its product protein MAIN-LIKE 2-like. Lineage: Eukaryota; Viridiplantae; Streptophyta; Magnoliopsida; Malvales; Malvaceae. Gene Ontology annotation, biological process: meristem maintenance; meristem development. The transcript is spliced from 4 exons. The record is from RefSeq and is a predicted model, not a curated record. The coding region runs from base 1 to 990 and encodes 329 amino acids.
AUGGAUUCAUUGAUUGAUAAUACUAAUCACAUAUCAAGUAACAUUAAUGAGAUGGUCGAGUACCACGCAUUGAAGGCCCGUAUUCAUAGUGUAGGGUUUCAACCGGAUGAACGCCUAAUACCGUUCUUAGAGGUAGCCGGGUUCGGAUCAGCAGCAUUGAUCCGGACUUUUAGUCUACGAUAUGACUUGAUUUCUGCCUUAGUCGAGCGAUGGCGUCCGGAGACCCACACAUUUCAUUUGCCGUGUGGGGAGUGCACCAUCACUCUAGAGGAUGUUGCACUACAGCUGGGGCUCCCCAUCGAUGGGAAUGCGGUCACGGGCGUAAGUUUGAUUUCCAGGCCGGCUCGCCUUUGCUAUGACUUACUUGGACGCUCGCCAAGUGAUGGAAAAUUUCAAACCUUGAGGUUUUCAUGGCCAAAGGCCAAUUGUGAAUAUUUGCCUAGUACUGCCACUGAAUUAGAGGUUAUGCAGGCAGCGCGAGCUUAUAUUAUGCACCUUAUAGGAGGUGUACUCAUGCCGGAUACACACGGCAGUGAAGUCCACCUGAUGUACUUACCGCUGCUAUCAAAUCUGCAUAACACACGUUCAUACAGUUGGGGGUCCGCAGUGUUAGCUGUUUUGUACCGCGAACUUUGUCGGACGACAGAUGCCUCUGCGGUUGACAUAGGUGGAUGCCUUAUACUGUUGCAGUCGUGGGCGCUUUAUCGGAUGCCAUUCUUGGCAUCCAUUAGUCACCAAUCAUAUGUAUUUCCACUCGUUAACAGAUGGAGCACGAAUCCGGGUAUUGGGAGGUCAUACACGGUUCCGAUAUACCGUCUGAUGAUCGAGAAUCAUUCUGGAGAGGGAUUCAUUUGGAUGCCAUAUUCUGUUCCUGAAGUUACAGCUGUUAUUCCAUCGUAUGCCCACGUCCACUCACACCUAUGGUGCAUUAGCGCACCCCUUAUCCAGUUUCAAACGGUGGAGUGGUACCAUGGCGAUCGAGUACUCUGA